AUGACGGACGAUUCUUCUCCACGUCCGAAAUCUUAUCGUAUUGGAUCACUUCGCGGCUUCCUUCCUCUCUCCGACACAAGCAACGCAUUCUCCACACGCGGUCAGAAACUUCCAUCGCUACUCCAGAGCAGAUCUACAGCCAAUGUUAAAGACCUGUGGGCGCAGACACCGCAACGAAGGUCAGCAACUCCCGAAACGAUUGAAGAUGACGAGAGCGACGUGGAGCGAAACGUGGAUGGAGGGGACGAUGGGCCAUCACCCGCAAAGAGCAGAUUGUCAAAGAUGGACAGGAGAAUGAGUGGCGUGAGCGAUGGGGGCGAGGUUCUGAUGACCCCACAGAUGAGAAGCAUGCGUUUAAUUGGGAGCAACAAUCCAAGAUAUCAAUGGGAGCAAUACUACAAGAGCGACGAAGAAUUGAAGAAGAUGAAGAAGUCCAUACGGAAAUAUUAUCAACGUAACAACCACCUCAUAUCUUCGUAUCUCUACAUCGACCGCCUUCUUGAUUCGUCACUUCCACACAAUCUCAUCCAGGAGUACAAUCACCCGGAUCCAGACUUGCAUAUUCCUAAGACCAUCUCCGAGGAGCAAACCUCCACAUUGGACGUUCAACAUCCUUCUGCUGACAUCAAGCCCACGGCUAACGGUCACGGCAGCCAAGUUAAAGUGAAGCGGACUCCAAAAGCACUGUACAAGCUCCCAGACGAAGACACGCCCCUUUUGGGUGACGGCGCGCAAGACGGACCCAAAGCCUAUGAAAUCCAAGGCUCCGACGAUGACGAUGAUCACGAGAGCGGAAGCAAAGUAGUGACUAUUGCCAUUUAUGUAAACCUAGCAGCCAACGCCAUUCUUCUCGCUGGGAAAAUCGCAGUGAUUGCCCUCACCUCCUCGCUUUCCGUGCUUGCUUCUCUGGUCGAUGCAGCUCUCGACUUCCUUUCUACCGCCAUUGUAUGGACGACUACCAAGCUCAUCUCCCGCCAGGAUCAAUACAGAUACCCUGUUGGGCGCCGUCGUCUCGAGCCUCUUGGCGUCCUCGUCUUCAGCGUUAUCAUGAUAACGUCUUUCUUCCAGGUCUUUCUAGAAUGCUUUAACCGGCUCACAUCCCCUGAUCACUCCAUCAUCCAGCUUGGACUCCCAGCGAUCAUAAUCAUGGCUUCUACCGUUUUCAUAAAGCUAGGAUGCUGGUUCUGGUGCCGGCUCAUCAAGAAUAGUUCCGUUCAAGCUCUGGCCCAAGAUGCAAUGACGGAUGUCGUGUUCAACAUUUUCUCCAUCAUAUUCCCGUUAGUAGGCUACUAUGCUUCCCUCUGGUGGCUCGAUGCUCUCGGCGGUCUGUUGCUUUCUUUGUAUGUGAUAAUAAAUUGGUCAAGGACGUCCAGCACUCAUAUCAAACACCUUACGGGUGCCGCUGCCCCUGCUGCUGACCGCAACGUUCUACUUUACCUCACCAUGCGGUUCGCCAAAACAAUCAAAUCGAUACAAGGCUUGCAAGCUUACCAUGCGGGUGAUAAAUUGAACGUGGAAGUCGACGUUGUGCUGGAUGAGGGUAUGACGCUGAGGGACAGUCAUGAUUUGGGAGAGAGUCUGCAGUACGUAUUAGAGAGUGUUCCGACUGUGGAUCGGGCGUUUGUGCAUUUGGAUUAUACGGAUUACAAUCUGCCUAGCCAUAUGCAGCAGCAAGCCGGCUAA
Letharia columbiana is the source of this 1683-nucleotide messenger RNA. RefSeq lists its product as uncharacterized. The transcript has a single exon. Bases 1 to 1683 code for a protein of 560 amino acids. Gene Ontology annotation, molecular function: monoatomic cation transmembrane transporter activity. The record is from RefSeq and is a predicted model, not a curated record. Lineage: Eukaryota; Fungi; Ascomycota; Lecanoromycetes; Lecanorales; Parmeliaceae. Gene Ontology annotation, biological process: transmembrane transport; monoatomic cation transport. Gene Ontology annotation, cellular component: membrane.